Molecule: messenger RNA, 2177 nt
Organism: Aedes aegypti (yellow fever mosquito)
Lineage: Eukaryota; Metazoa; Arthropoda; Insecta; Diptera; Culicidae
Product: heterogeneous nuclear ribonucleoprotein H
Exons: 6
Coding region: 212-1687 (491 amino acids)
Biological process (GO): regulation of RNA splicing
Cellular component (GO): nucleoplasm; ribonucleoprotein complex
Molecular function (GO): RNA binding
Source: RefSeq, a predicted model, not a curated record
GUGCGUCUCCAUUCAUUCAUUUCCAGUUCGUUGGUGACCGGCGUUGGUUUGUAAAAAUUUUCACCGGCUUGGUCGUGCAGUUUUGGGAAAAUACAUUUUCUGUGGUAAAAGCAGUGCAAGUUCGUGAAAAAGUUGUUCCGCUGGCAGCUUAGUGUGUGGUGAAGCACGGUAUAGUGAAGUUUCUUCGAUAUUCGGAACUAAUCUAGCGAAAAUGCAAACGGGCAACAUGUCUUACAACACUGACGGCAACGGAAACGGCGGAGGUGAUUCCGGAUUUUUCAUCCGCCUGCGCGGGCUUCCGUGGAACAUCACGGAGGGUGACAUUCGGGACUUUUUGAGCGGAGUCGAAAUCGAUCAGGUGCACAUUUGCAUCAACCAGAUGACCAAGCGUCAGACGGGUGAAGCCUAUCUGCGUAUGCCGACGCUUGAGGACCAGAUAAAGGCGCUGGAUCAGAACAAAGCUACUCUUGGCCAUCGUUACAUCGAAGUGUUCACGGCUUCGGACGACCAGUUCGAUAAGGCCGUGAAUCGAGAGGAGAGCGCUGAAGAUGGUGGACCGGUUCUGAGGAUGCGUGGUUUGCCUUGGUCCUGCACCACGGAAGACGUCAAGCGAUUCUUUUCCGGGUUGACGAUAAAGAAUGGCUAUAAUGGGAUUGUUUUGCUACUGGAUCAGCUGGGACGGGCAUCUGGGGAGGCGAUUGUUGAAUUUGCAACUGAUGCCGAAGCCGAUCAGGCCAUGAGCAAACAGAAAGAGAAGAUUGGGAACAGAUAUAUCGAACUGUUCCGCAGCAGCACUCGCGAGAUGAAGUGGGCCGAGAACCGUUUGCGUCGUAUGAACCCGUAUGGAGGCGUCAGCGGUGGCACUGGCGGUCGUGGCAACGACGACAACAGCCGAGCACGGUACCCACCGGGACAAGGCUACGGACGCGGAUCCGGCGGUGGUGACGAUUACGAUGAUGCUCCGUCUGGCGGUGGCGGCGGUGGCAGCUCCUGGGGGGGCAACCGUGACGGCAAUGGCUACAGUGGCGGUAACAGCUAUAGUACCGGCGGUGGCAACAGCUACAGCACCGGUGGAACCCUGAGCAGCGGCGGUGGCAGCAUGUACUCCGGUGGGUUGGCCAACAAAACGGGCAACAUUGACAUCUUGAGCUUGUUGCAGGAUCAGUUGAAACGUGGCGGAAGCACCAAUUACGGCUCUGCUCGAGGCACCGGUGGUAGCUACAGCAGCGGUGGUGGAGGCUUUGGAGGCAACAGCUACAGCACCAGCUCUGACAACACUGGCUCUGGAGGUUAUGGCAGCUUCCGUUCGAGCAGCGGAGGUGGCCAACUUGGCGGAAGCAACUACAGCAGCUUCGGCAGCACUACCGGUGGUGGCGGUGGCGGAAGCAACUUCUCCAGCAAUGACUUCUUCAGCAGUGGCGAACAGGAUCUGUUCUGCGUGCACCUGCGUGGAAUGCCAUUCAGCUGCGAUGAACAGGAUAUCUAUGACUUCUUCAUGCCACUGAGACCAGUCAAGUGUAACGUCUCGUUUGACUCCAGAGGUCGUCCAUCCGGAGAGGGUGAUGCCUACUUCGACACCAUGGAGGAAGCCAUGAAGGCCAUGAAGAAGCACAAGGAAAAAAUGGGCUCGCGCUAUAUCGAGCUCUUCGCUGGCUCACGAAGACCGCAGAGCAAAUUCAUGGAUUAAAACCAUUUUACUUAAGAUUGCUAGAAGUAGCAAAAAGAGAUUCAGCAUCGCCCGCCCGAUACGGCAACAAGAGUGGAGAAACUCAGCUUCCAAAAUGUAACGUCUAAAGGAAACUAAAACAAGCAUUAAGUUCAACAUUGAUACACAUUCGCUCACACAAAACAUUGAAGAAAACAAAAGUUAGACAGUAAGCGACAGGCUGGUUCCACUAAACUCAAGUCAACCAAUCACCAUGUCCAAACCAGCAGCACUUAACAACUUCAAAUGAAGCUGAACCAUUCUUCAUUUAUUCAUAGGUUUUAAGAUAGGAAAUAUUUUUCAGUUUUUUAUCGUCUGGAGAAAGAACGCAAUUUUUUUUGGAAGCAAACAAAACAUAAGUGUGGUAACUUAUUGGAAAGCGUAAUUGACUCAAUUUACCAGGUCACUAGUUUGUAAUCACUAAACAUAUACCUACAUUGAAUACAUCAGUAUCUAUGCUUCAGGAUCCAAA